AUGUCUUUCCUUCAUGGAGUUCUUGAGACUGUGAAAGAUGAUGAUAACGUUACAACUUAUGAUAAUAAUCAUGAUAUUAACAAUGUUAUUCGCAUUUUACAUGAUAGUGUAGGUAAAGGCCGUGAGGCCUUCCCGGACGCCGUGUCUCAGGGCAAGGCAACUGGGAAUGUAAGUACUGAAUUAGGAUGGCUUAAGGAGCAUUUAUCAGGUAAGUACACUGAACAGAUUCAUAAUACGCAGGGACUUCAAGAGCAACUCAAGGAGUGGAAGACUACACUAACUCACAUAGAGAAACACGUUGAACAUAUAAAAAGUAAUGUUAAUAAAUUAGAUAAACCUUUGCACAGUAGCAUCACACGUAAAAUAGAACCACUUAGCGCGGCAGUGAAAUUUUUGCUUAACUCUGCAAAGAGCGUGGGCUUAGAGCAUCAGGUGCUUAAGGUGGACACUGAACUGCUGACCCAACGAGCAAACAUGGAAAAUGCUAUCAGAAUGGAGAGCGUGAAGGUCGAAGAUACUUUGAAGGCAAAUCGAAAGGAUUGGUAA
Molecule: messenger RNA, 546 nt
Organism: Babesia ovata
Lineage: Eukaryota; Apicomplexa; Aconoidasida; Piroplasmida; Babesiidae
Exons: 2
Coding region: 1-546 (181 amino acids)
Source: RefSeq, a predicted model, not a curated record